AUGGCUGAUUACGAAAACGACAACGGCCGUUACGCUGACGAGCCCCGGUACGACCGCGACCGUAGCGCCUCCCCUCGCGAUGAGCCCCGAGCCGACCGUGCUCGCAGUCGCUCCCCCAACGGCCGGGCUGAGGACAGCCGACCUGGUCCCCUGCGCAAGGCCCAUCUCGUGGAGGAAGAGGAAGAGGAGGGCGCCCAGAACACUGGCUCCAACCUGUUCGUGACUGGUAUCCACCCGCGUCUGACCGAGUCCGAUAUUACGCGUCUCUUUGAGAAGUAUGGCGAUGUCGAGAACUGCUCGAUCAUGUUGGACCCCCACUCCAAGGAGUCGCGUGGCUUCGGUUUCGUCAACAUGAGCACUGGUGAGCAGGCCGACGCUGCCAAGGAAGGUCUCCAGGGUGAGGUUAUUGAGGGUCGCACUCUCAGCAUUGAGAAGGCCCGUCGCAGCCGUCCUCGUACCCCUACCCCUGGCAAAUACUUUGGUCCCCCCAAGCGUGAUGAUGGCCGUGGCCCACCUCGUCGUGGAGAUCGCUACGAUGAUCGCCGUGGCCCUACGGGCGGUGGUGGCAACUGGCGUCGCCGCGAUGAUGAUUACUAUCGCCAUGGUCGCUACGACUCUUACAAUGAUCGCCGCGAAUAUGGCCGUGAUUAUGGUCGUGGAGAGGGUGGUCGUGGGGAUGGCGGCGGCUAUCGCCGUGAUUAUGGUGGAGGCCGUGAUUAUCGCCGUGAUUCUCGUGAUGACCAUGGCUACCGCGGUGGCGGCGGUGCUGGCGGCCCCGAUCGCUACGGCGAUCGCUACAGCCGCGAGGAUCGUCGUGGUGGUGAUGAUCGUCGUGGGGGUGCUGCCCCUGGCGCUGGUGCCGAAGCUGGUGCUGGAGAAAGCCGUGGCUACUACGAUCGCGAUGCCAACCCUCCCAGCUACGAUGCCGCCCCUCCUCGUGAGCCCCGUGAGGCCCGUGAGCCGUACUCCGGUGGUGGCCGCUCCUACGAGGGCCGUGGUGGUGAGGAUCGUUACGCCAGCAGGUAA
Molecule: messenger RNA, 1026 nt
Organism: Penicillium daleae
Lineage: Eukaryota; Fungi; Ascomycota; Eurotiomycetes; Eurotiales; Aspergillaceae
Product: RNA recognition motif domain-containing protein
Exons: 4
Coding region: 1-1026 (341 amino acids)
Biological process (GO): positive regulation of mRNA splicing, via spliceosome
Cellular component (GO): spliceosomal complex
Molecular function (GO): RNA binding
Source: RefSeq, a predicted model, not a curated record